Molecule: messenger RNA, 1473 nt
Organism: Castor canadensis (American beaver)
Lineage: Eukaryota; Metazoa; Chordata; Mammalia; Rodentia; Castoridae
Gene: Krt39
Product: keratin 39
Biological process (GO): epithelial cell differentiation; intermediate filament organization
Cellular component (GO): cytoskeleton
Molecular function (GO): structural molecule activity
Source: RefSeq, a predicted model, not a curated record
AUGGAUACCAAGGGCUGCACAACAACUCUUUCUUCAGCACCACCCCAAAAUUGCUCUGGGAUUACAAAUUUUAGGACCAUCUCCUCUAACAACAGCUGCCAUCAUGGUGGUCCUGAAGCCACAAGCUGCCAAUCAACUGGCCAUGUUGUGAGAACUCCCCAGGGUCAGUGCUGCCAACCCACUUCUUCUUAUAUUGGUCGCAUCCCCAUCUACCUGAUAAGCAAUUUCAAUGGCCAGUCUUCUGUGGAUGACUGCAGCUCAUACCCUGAAGGCAUCAACAAUAAUGAGAAAGAGACCAUGCAGAUUUUAAAUGACCGCCUUGCUAACUACCUGGAAAAGGUGCGAAUGCUGGAACGAGAGAAUGCUGAACUGGAGGGUAGAAUCCAGGAGGAGUGUAACAAAGAGCUCCCUGUCCUGUGUCCUGAAUACCUGUCCUACUACACCACCAUCGAGGAGCUCCAGCAGAAGAUCUUGUGUACCAAGGCUGAGAAUUCCAGACUGGUCUCACAAAUUGACAACACCAAACUCGCUGCAGAUGACUUGAGAGCCAAUUACGAAGCUGAAGUGUCCCUACGCCAACUUGUGGAGUCCGAUGCCAAUGGCCUGCGACAAAUCUUGGAUGUACUGACCCUAAACAAGGCUGACCUGGAGGCACGAGUCCAGUCUCUGAAGGAGGAGGUCCUCUGCCUGAAAACCAAUCAUGAAAAGGAUGUCAAUUCUUUACAGUGCCAACUUGGGAACAGACUCAACAUUGAAGUAACUGCUGCACCUUCUGUUGACCUAAACCAGAUUCUACAAGAAAUGAGAUGUCAGUAUGAGUCCAUCAUGGAGACAAACCGUAAAGAACUGGAACAAUGGUUCAACACACAGAUGGAGGAACUGAGUCAACAAGUGGACACCAGCUCUCAACAACAGCAAGACUGCCAGAAGGAGAUCAUAGAACUGAGACGCACCAUGAGUGCUCUGGAGGUUGAACUGCAGGCUCAGCACCGAAUGAGAGAUUCCCAGGAAAGCAUCCUGACGGAGACAGAAGCCCGCUACACAACCCUGCUCGCCCAGAUCCAGAGUCUGAUCCACAACCUGGAGGCUCAGUUGUCAGAGAUCAGAAGUGCCCUGGAAAGACAGAAUGAGGAAUAUGAGAUUCUGCUGGACAUCAAGACCCGGCUGGAGUGUGAGAUUGCCACAUACCGCAGCCUUCUAGAGACCUCUGACAGCAAGCUUCCCUGUAACCCAUGUGCCACCAAAUAUGAGCCUUCCACUGGUACACCAUGUAAGACCAAAGCCAUGGAAUGCACUGCCCCAGCUACUACAUCCAGCCCCCGUGGGAUACUCAAGCAUCACAGUGCCUAUGGACCCCCACCCCGGAUACUGGUUAAAAUAUGCACCAUCACCAAGGAGAUCAAAGAUGGGAAGGUCAUUUCUUCUCAUGAGCACGUGCAGCCUUGCUACAUCAUCCGACCUGCCAAAGUCUAA